Diorhabda carinulata is the source of this 4480-nucleotide messenger RNA. Its product is annotated as ATP-binding cassette sub-family G member 1-like. Bases 386 to 2287 code for a protein of 633 amino acids. Gene Ontology annotation, cellular component: plasma membrane. The record is from RefSeq and is a predicted model, not a curated record. The transcript has 9 exons. Gene Ontology annotation, molecular function: ABC-type transporter activity; ATP hydrolysis activity; ATP binding. NCBI's taxonomy places the organism in Eukaryota, Metazoa, Arthropoda, Insecta, Coleoptera, Chrysomelidae.
AUUUAACAAAACUCUCUUCACAUCUCUAUCUUUAUUUCUCUCCCACACAUUUUUCUGACGAAUUGUCUAUUAUCAUUUUUUUGAAUACCUUAAAACGGCGUGUAACGAAAUUAUGCUGCCAGAACGUCUACCCAAGCUGAAGUACUAACUGUACUAAGGGGGGAGGCAUACAAGUAAAUAAACUUUAGUCUCCUCAAAACAAUUUUCGUCGCGUAUAAAAGUUAAGUUCAGAACAGAUGUUGUGUAUUUGCUGUGUUAUAGGACGCGUACAACAUUGCGUUCUCGCGCGCAGCGUGAUAUAAUAUUUGAUCGAGUAUAAUUGAAUGAUAAUCGUGUUUUAUUACAUUUAUUUUAUAAGAACUUAGUUAAAGUGAAAAGUUAUGAAAUGGAGCUCCAUCCUAGAAAAACGUCAUUGAGGUAUUUACCCAACAGGCCGCCUGUCGAUAUCGAAUUUCGUGAUGUCAGUUAUACUGUGCCUGAAGGAAGAAAAGAUUCUAAAGUGAUAUUGAGGAAUGUUUCCGGUCACUUCAAGGCUGGACACUUAACUGCAUUACUGGGGCCAUCUGGGGCAGGAAAAAGUACACUUCUGAAUAUAUUAGCAGGUUAUAAAAGUGACAGUGCAACAGGACAAAUUUUAAUAAAUGGCAAAUCAAGAGAUCUUAAACAAUUCAGAAAAAUGUCGAGGUAUAUCAUGCAGGAUGAUUUAAUCCAACCAAUGUUAACAGUAAGAGAAUCUAUGAUGGUAGCAGCGAAUUUGAAAUUGGGAUCCACUUUAGUAAAAUCGGAUAAAAUCAAAGCGAUCAAUGAAAUAUUAGCGUUAUUAAGAUUAGACAAUGCAAGUAAUACCAGCUCCAAUCGAUUGUCUGGAGGCGAAAGGAAAAGAUUAUCAAUUGCUCUAGAAUUACUGAAUAAUCCCCCCGUUUUAUUUCUAGACGAGCCAACAACAGGAUUGGAUGACCUUUCAUGUUCUCAGUGUAUAAGAUUAUUAAAGAAAAUUGCGGAAGGUGGACGCACAGUAAUUUGUUCUAUUCAUACGCCGAGUGCCAAACUGUUCUCUAUAUUCGAUAUCGUUUAUGUAUUAUCCGAUGGUCAAUGUGUUUAUCGUGGUUACGGUCCGGAAGUUGUGAACUUUUUGCUUGAAAUAGGAAUCGAAUGUCCAAAACAUUAUAAUCCAGCUGAUUUCAUCAUGGAAAUUUGCUGUAGUGAAUAUGGAGAUUUCCAAGAUCAAAUGGUAUCCAUUAUAGAAAAUGGCCGAAAAAAUUAUACAAAAAUGGAGCAUACUCGUAUUGAAGAAAAUAACGAAGACGUUAAUGCUCACUCUAGUAUUUCAUCAAUAGAAGAAGUAUAUGCCGAGUUAAGUUCGUCAAACUUUACUCAUCAGUCAAGUUGGUUUAGUCAAUUUUGGAUUCUUACCACACGACUGUGGUUGCAGAUGUGGAGAGACCAGAUGUACCUUUUGAUGAGAGCAUGCUUGUAUACAUUGGUUGGACUUUUGGUGGGUACGCUAUAUUAUGGAAUGGGGCAAGAUGGUUCUAAGACUAUAUUCAAUUUUGGAUUCUACUAUUGCUGUAUCAUAUUUUUUAUGUACAUACCAAUGAUGCCUAUUCUAUUACAAUUUCCUCGAGAAAUACAACUGGUAAAGAGAGAGCAUUUCAACAAAUGGUAUAGAUUAAGUGCUUAUUAUUCAGCACUCUCAGUUUCUACAAUUCCCGUUCAAUUAAUACUUGGAUUAAUUUAUAUGGGCUCCGUCUAUCUCUUGACAGAUCAACCCUUAGAGGUACACAGGAUGGUGAUGUUUUUCAUUAUUUGCAUUUUAACCAGUGUAGUUUCUGAGAGUCUUGGACUUCUUGUGGCAGCUCAACUAAAAGUUGUGAAUGCCGUAUUUAUGGGUCCAGUAGUUUCGGUUCCUUUCAUGCUAUUGGCCGUCUACGGAUUUGGUUCUGGUUAUGAUACUGUACCAACGAUAAUAAAAGUCUUCAUGCAAUGUAGCUACCUUCGAUAUUCCCUAGAAGGGCUAAUACACGCUAUGUUGAAAGAUAGAGAGAAAUUAUCUUGCCCUGAUACUUCAGAAUAUUGUAUAUAUACUGAUUUGAAUUUCUUCGUUAAAGAUAUGGGUAUGGAAAAUACUAUAUUUUGGGUUGACGUGUUGGCACUCACUUUUAUUUUAAUUCUAUUUAGAGGUAGCAGUUAUUAUUUGCUACGACAAAGGUUAACACCAAGUAAAACGUUUAUAGCUUUAAAAUAUGUAGGUAGUAUAGUAAAAUCUCAUAUUGGUAUCACACGGUGAUAAAGACUUGUAAUAAAUUGAGUCUUAUUCUUUUCUGUGUAUACGCAAUAUUUUAAUAAUAUGGAAUAGGGUCUUAAAUGAUGGUAGAUAAUAAUAAAUAGAUGUCUCGACAUUAUUUUUUAAUUACUUCAAAGUAUGAAUUGAGUUAUUUUUCAUUUGCUCAUUCCCAUCACAAAUAAAAUAGACUGGGGAUAUUAGAGUGUGAAAGUUGGCAAUAAAAUGUCUUAGAAAUGGGGAGAACAAAUAUAAUAGUGAUUUAUGACCAUUUCAAAAGAAUGCGAACAAGAUAUUUUCUUAAAACUGUAUUUGUAUUUAAAUUUUCUAGUCCAAUACUAUUGUUAGUCUUUCAUUUCAACAUUUUAUUCAAAUUCCCUCUUCACUUUAUUUCUCAUUGUAAUGAUAUAGUAGAAUUAAGACCCACUUCUCAUCUUUCUCUUUAGGCCGUUUGACAUGAUGCAAGACAACGUGCAAUGCAAUGCAAGACUCUAUAUUUUUUGAUCAAAAGCAUGAGCAGAAGGAGUUUGGGUAAUUGUUACAUGCAAGAUCUCGCACUCGCAACAUUAUUGGUGUGAUCAUUUUUAUUGCAUGUACGUUACAAGUCUAGGGAGAAAUGAGCUUCUGAUCUGCUGAUACUACGUCUCUCGCCAAGGACUUCUUAAUUAUCUCAUGUUUUAUUUUCCUUACGAGUUUUUCAAAUGUUUUUUCACCUAAUCUCCAUUUUGUAUGUUUUCUAACCCAAUUUUAUAGCUAAACUCAUGUUUCCUCUUGUUCUAUCUAGCCAUGUCCUGGCUCACCAUCGCCUGGGUGCUCUUUUCUGUUCAUCACACUCUAGAAGCAAGGUAGCAGACGAUAUAAUUAUUGCUAGUGAUCCUCCUUUCUCUUGUUUAUUUUACUUAGUUUUUUGUAUUUUCAUUUUUAAACCGCUCACACAUAUUAAAUAAAAUGCAAUAUUAAUCUAUGCAAUAUAUUGACUUUGCAAUAAAUUGCAUCAUGUCAAGCGGCCUUAACUGUUUUAAAUUUUAUUGUUUCUUAUUAGAUCCAACAAUGGAAUGCUCCUUAUAUCUAACCUUUCUCAAUUUUCUGAUUAAUUAUUUUGGAUGCUAAUGAUUAAACAAUUAGAAAAUAAUAUGAGAAAGUUAUCCUCCGUUUAGGGAAAAAUUUUAAAUUAUUUCCCACCAUAUCUAGAAGUGAUUAUUGGUUCCUAGUUUACAAUUCAAAUAACAUCUUGUGAUCGAAUCAUUUGUUUCAAAGUACAUGCUAUUGCACUUAAACAAUACAAAUUGGAGUAUUCAAUUAUUCAUAUAUCGUAUUAUAGGCAAAAAUUCAAAUUCUGUUGUAGCUGUAUGUGCAUUCCUGCUUGUAUUUGCUACAAAUGGACAUAUGCAGGUGAAUAUUGUGUGGCUUUUGACCUCUAAAUAUGUUCUAGACAACAUUUAAAUCAUUUAUAAACAAUUUCUUGCAGUUAUUACUUGAAUGUGAGUGUACAUCAUCAAAUUCUUCCCAGUACUUGCUAGUUCGUAUGCUGCUUUGCAACCUAAUCCAUUUGUUUGAGCCACCUCUAUAGCUCUAUAGCUUUCGUUACUUAACCACAAAAAGAUGACAAUUUUAUUUUUUUAUGAAGGUGGUUUUUUGAAUAUCUACCAGAUUCCUCAUUUUCAACCUUUACUUCGUAGUGAACACCUUUCUUUGUAAAAUGAUAUAUAUUUUCAAUUCUCGUCUUUUGCAAAAUUAUUAGAUAAAAAUUCAUUACAUUAACAUUUGUUGCACAAUUGUUCACACCAUUUAUUUCACACCCUUUAAGAUAUCAUUUAUUUUUCUAGAAAUAUUGAUGUUAGUUACUUUUAUAUGAAGUGGACGUGUGUGGAAAUCAUUUGGUCUUCCAAAGUAAUUAGUUUAUUAACUAUUAGCAUUUAUUGUUAAAAAAUGAUCAACUAUACAAAUGUGAUACCUAAUUCAGAACAGUAAUGAAAAAUGUACACAUUAUAAUUUAAGAGAUAUUAUAUUGAAGUUAAGCAAACUGUUGUUUCAGCUUUGUACCUAUAAUGAAUGUAUUGUUAAUUAUUUAUAGAGUACUAUUUCAAUUGAUAAUUUAUUUUUUAAAACUAUGUGUUGUGGGAGAACCAGAAGGAAAAAAUUGCCAAAGUUAAAAUAUCUAAGUAUGUUUAUAUUAUGAAAUUAAAACGUUUAAAACCA